CCAGAGCGGGGUGAGAACCCCGCAGAGGACAGCGACCCCCCCCCGGGGCUGGUGCCUGGGACAGGACAACCUCCACUUGACUAAGGGCGAUGGGGACUCAGGCCCUACCGGGCCUCUUCGUCCUGCUCAUCCUGUGGCCGCCGCUGCUGCGCCGGGCCUCGGCGGGGAGCCUGCACAGCCCAGACCUGUCCGAGUGCUUCCAGGUGAACGGCGCUGACUACCGCGGCCGCCAGAACCGCACCGGCCCGCGCGGGGCCGGCCGCCCGUGCCUCUUCUGGGACCAGACGCAGCAGCACAGCUACAGCAGCGCCAGAGACCCCCAGGGCCGCUGGGGGCUGGGCGCGCACAACUUCUGCAGGAACCCCGACGGGGACGUGCAGCCCUGGUGUUACGUGGCCGAGACGGAGGAGGGCAUCUACUGGCGCUACUGCGACAUUCCCACGUGUCACAUGCCCGGGUACCUGGGGUGCUUCGUGGACUCGGGGGCGCCGCCGGCUCUGAGCGGCCCCAGCGGCACCUCCACGAAGCUCACGGUGCAGGUGUGCCUCCGCUUCUGCCGCAUGAAGGGCUACCAGCUGGCAGGCGUCGAGGCCGGCUACGCCUGCUUCUGCGGCUCCGAAGGCGACCUGGCCCGGGGACGCCCGGCGCCCGCUACCGACUGUGACCAGAUCUGCUUCGGCCACCCGGGCCAGCUCUGCGGCGGAGACGGCCGUCUGGGCAUCUACGAAGUGUCGGUGGGCUCCUGCCAGGGGAACUGGACGGCGCCGCAGGGGGUCCUCUACUCCCCCGACUUCCCGGACGAGUACGGGCCGGACCGGAACUGCAGCUGGCUGCUGGGCCCCGCGGGCGCCGCGUUGGAGCUCACCUUCCGUCUCUUCGAGCUGGCCGACCCGCGCGACAGGCUGGAGCUGCGCGACGCCGCCUCGGGCCGCCUGCUCCGCGCCUUCGACGGCGCCCGCCCGCCGCCCCCCGGGCCGCUGCGCCUGCGUCCCGCUGCGCUGCUGCUGACUUUCCGCAGCGACGCGCGGGGCCACGCGCAGGGCUUCGCGCUCACCUACCGCGGGCUGCGGGACGACGCCGAGGACGGGGAGCGGCCUCAAGACUCCGCCCAGACCCCCGCGGGGUCCCCCGCCAACACGAGCUGCAGCCCCGGGCCUGGAGCUCCGCAGGCCCGGCCAGGCGCCCGAGUCCUGUCGACGGUGACCGCCGCGUCCCUGCUGCUGCUGCUGCUCCUGUCACUGCUGCGUCUGCUGCGCCGACGGAGCUGCCUGCUGGCUUCGGGGAAAGGGCCGCUGGCGUUGGGGCCUUCCCAGGGCGCGAGGAGAGGCUGGGCUGUGUGGUACCGCCAGCCCCGAGGGGUGGCCCUGCCCUGCCCCUCAGUGGACCCCCAAACAGAGGGCCCUGCCACGGGCUACUGUUCCCUGAGCGCCUCCAGCCAGAGCUCUCUGCGCUCGCUCAUCUCCGCCCUCUGACCCGGACUCCCAGGGUCCACUGGACCCUCUCUACUCGUGCUUGAGAUGGACACUAGGGACGCUGCCCUACCUCGACCCUCUGCCCCUUUAAGGGCAGCUGGGCUCAGCUCAUCUGGAGAAGAUCCGACCUCGGAUAGGAGGCAUUCGGUGCUAUUAUCAGAGACUUGCUCUGGCCCUUGGAGUGCAGCAGGUGGAGGCCAAGGGGCAAGA
Molecule: messenger RNA, 1682 nt
Organism: Ochotona princeps (American pika)
Lineage: Eukaryota; Metazoa; Chordata; Mammalia; Lagomorpha; Ochotonidae
Gene: KREMEN2
Product: kringle containing transmembrane protein 2
Exons: 9
Coding region: 90-1472 (460 amino acids)
Biological process (GO): multicellular organism development; Wnt signaling pathway
Cellular component (GO): plasma membrane
Source: RefSeq, a predicted model, not a curated record